Eremothecium cymbalariae DBVPG#7215 is the source of this 285-nucleotide messenger RNA. RefSeq lists its product as uncharacterized. Lineage: Eukaryota; Fungi; Ascomycota; Saccharomycetes; Saccharomycetales; Saccharomycetaceae. The record is from RefSeq and is a predicted model, not a curated record. The coding region runs from base 1 to 285 and encodes 94 amino acids. The transcript has a single exon.
AUGUGUCUACCUCUGUUUUUUGGUAAACGGGACUGGGACAAGCCGUAUAGGAAAGACCCCGAGGGUCGGUACGGACAUGUGUACUGUCCCAAUUGCCGUAAUUUCAGCGUAGGUCCUGUGUGCAGGCGGGAGUUCGUUACUCUGUGUAUGGUUCCGUUGAUCCCUCUGUACUGGGGCCAGCAGUUGCGGUGUGGUGUUUGCAACUGGAGACAGGACUUCAAGAAUACGGAGCAGUUAGAGAAGGUUUUGGUGGAACAGACGAGGCUUCGUGGUGGAGGGAUUUGA